Molecule: messenger RNA, 147 nt
Organism: Phytophthora nicotianae INRA-310
Lineage: Eukaryota; Oomycota; Peronosporomycetes; Peronosporales; Peronosporaceae
Exons: 2
Coding region: 1-147 (48 amino acids)
Source: RefSeq, a predicted model, not a curated record
AUGGAGGCUUCCAAGGUGAAGUGCCACAAUGAACCCAAGUUUAAUCGAGAUUUUUGUCCUGGAAUCCAGGACAAAACUCAUGGGGUAUGGCACCGGGUGCACAAGAUCCAGGUUGGCAUGAAAUUGAACCAGUAUCUCGGUGUGUGA